Messenger RNA from Malurus melanocephalus (red-backed fairy wren), 1955 nucleotides. It is a transcript of the gene SOX30, whose product is annotated as SRY-box transcription factor 30. The transcript is spliced from 5 exons. Lineage: Eukaryota; Metazoa; Chordata; Aves; Passeriformes; Maluridae. The record is from RefSeq and is a predicted model, not a curated record. Bases 38 to 1897 code for a protein of 619 amino acids. Gene Ontology annotation, molecular function: DNA-binding transcription factor activity, RNA polymerase II-specific; sequence-specific double-stranded DNA binding. Gene Ontology annotation, biological process: regulation of transcription by RNA polymerase II. Gene Ontology annotation, cellular component: nucleus.
GCAACGGCGGCGGCGGUCGGGGAGCGGCAGCGCAGGGAUGGAGCGCAGGAUCCGCCACUGCCGCUUCCGCGCCCGGGCGAGCCCCACGUCGCCCCCCAGGCACAUGGGCCCCCUCGGAGGGUUGCGUGUCCAAGUGCAGGAGCACCCGAGCCGGCUCGAAGGAGCAGUGAAGAAGAGCAGGUGCAUCUCGGCUCCGGCGGCGGUUGAGAAGGAGGCCCGCGGCGCCAUCAGGAGAGAAAGGGACCAAGAACGGGGCAGCGGGGACCGCCAGAACGACGAGAAGGUCCUGGAGCAAAGUGGUAAUAAACCCUGGAGAACAGCUGCUGUCCAAACAGAGCGACCCAGCGUGACCUUUGAGGCCCGCCCAGUGAAAGUGGAGAAGAGCGAUAUCUCKGCUGGAUCCCUGUGCGAGCUUGGGAACUCUCCUCAGGAGCAGAAUAUCCCGGUSUUGUUUCAGUCCUUACCUUCCAGGUCCCACGUACAGCUCCAAGGCSCUCUGCCCUCGCAGCUGAUGCAUGUGACUCCGGUGCCGGUAAAACAAGUGCCAGUAAAACAAAUGCCACUUCAGUUGCAGCCUCUACUGCAGCGUCCCAAGAUUGAAACGAAAAACAUUCCCCUCACAGUCCUACCCUCGGAUUCAGGGAUGCCAGACACUCCAUUCAGCAAGACCAAAAGUGGCCGUGUGAAGCGCCCGAUGAACGCGUUCAUGGUGUGGGCGCGGAUCCACCGCGCUGCCGUGGCCAAAGCCAACCCGGGUGCCAACAAUGCAGAGAUCAGUGUCCARCUGGGCCUGGAGUGGAGCAAACUCACUGAAGAGCAGAAGCAGCCCUAUUAUGAGGAAGCUAACAAAAUAAAACUGAGGCACAGGGAGGAAUUUCCUGGUUGGGUUUAUCAGCCAAACAAGAAAAAGUGUUCUCCACCGCCUGGUUCUGCUGCAUUUUCAGGCACUUCCCAGAGUACCAUCACUACAAAUCCAGCUGGCACCCUUCCCUUCUCAUCACCUACUUACUCUUUUGUCAACUCCAAYGUUAAGAACGGUAUUGGACGUCCAGUCUGUGAGUCUUCUGCCAUCCGUCUGCCAGCUUCUUCCAUCCAGCACGCUGGRCCCAUGACUCUUUUCCAGACCACGGCUGCAAGCACCACCUCAGUGGCUGUUGCAGUCCCAACCCUGCCCCUGCGCCCUGUGGUUUCAUCACAGCACUUUGCAGAACCUGCUCAGACAGAAGCUUUUGUAUCGUCGUCUGGGCUCAAUUUCUCCCUGAAGAGACCUGCGCCYGUUUUCGCUGAGAGCUUCAGCAGCAGAAACCCAAGCAACACCGGUGGCAGGUUUUCUGUGUCUAACAGUGAGAUUCCAGGGAUUUCUGUUUUUCCUAGAGGCAUAGCUCUUCCCCAGGCUACCCCUUUUAUUCCYUCAUCCGCCUACGUGUCAGCUCCCGUUGGACAACCAGCCAGUCUGUUUGGAGGAACUCCUCAGUUUCCAUUUUGCCACCCUUCCUUUAUACCUGGACCUCGCUGUUUCCCCUCAAGCACAUUCCCACUCAGAGCUCCGUUCAGCUACGGGAAUUUCUCCAGCUCAGUGCCUCAGUGCUUUGGCUUUUACGAAGAGAGGAACCAAAGGCAGGAGGUGAUAUUUUCCACUCUGGAUGAAGACUAUCGUUUCAGGACCUACUCAGACGAGAGGCUGCGUGAGAACCAGCACGUGUGUGAGAGCCCUGGGCUUGUGUCCUGUCAGAGCACCUGCAGCGAGGAGAGAGUUUUGAGCCCCCUGCCACAGCUGGACGUGGAAGUGGUCGAGGAGGUUUUGCCAUCCCCCCCAUCUACUCCUUCCAGCACUUACAUUGUCAAUGUAACUGAUAGUGAUGAGGAAGAAGAAGUAAAGCUUUUUCAAGUAUUGUAAUUUUUAGAACAGAUUUUAUUCCAUAGAGAUAUGAAAUGGGAAAUAAAUGUUUUCCUCA